GCUACGUAUUAUCUGAACAUAAUCCAAACGAAGUGGUCCUUCCUGUCUGAUAGCUGCUCGACCCGCUCGCCGAUAACCAAUUGAGUCCUACUAUUAACAACAUUUGACAAUUUACAUACAGUAUCAUUCUACUAACUAUGGAACACUUUAUAACAUCGCCUUCCCGAUCAGCUUAUAUCAAUUAGUUUUAAAUACAAUACAAUAAUAAUAAUGUCAUGUUUUAUUGAUCCAAUUCUUCUGGUUGUUAUAACUUAGCAAAAAUUAAAUGUUUAAUCUACACGUAAUUCUUUCACAGCUCUAACAAGAAUACAUCAUUAAAAAUGUUGUUAAAGGUUUCAAAAGUUCCCUCUCAUGUCAGCACCCGUCUGCGCAUGUCCUAGUAUAUAUGUCAGGGCCGUGAGAUGACAUGAAGCACAAGGUCAUUUAUGUUUAGUGAUUAAACAAUAGUAUACGUUUCGGUAGCAGAGGAAGCACUCGUCACAACCGCUACCGUUAUGAACUUCGCCCCACCGAGAGCUGCCACAGCUCGCAGUGUCCAGUCUUUAGAUGAAUAUAGGGCUCCACGAGCACCUUUACGGCGACAGGUGUCUUUGGAUGAAGAGCGAAGAGAUGACUGCCAGGGCCACUGGAGAGGACCCUACCUGGAGGGAGCUGAGGAGGAGAAGGGGGUUCGGUUGUUCAGAGCGAUGCUGUUACAACAUCUCAGACUUGAGGAUCUGAGACCACCUCCUUGUAUGGUCACAGCUGCCAACCCUGAUGAUAGGGGCUGGUGGAUGUACUGGAGAGACUGGCGCUCCCUUGAGCGUGCUGUCCUUAGGUUUAGGGAGACCAAGGCGAAGGCUCAGCUCGCGGCACGAGCUGAACACAUACCGCUGUUGAGUCUAGAUGAGGUCCAAUUUGAAGAUAUUAUGCAGGAACUCUGUCAGGCAUGCGUACACAUAGAACAACGAGCAUUAUUAGUGAUGGCGUUCCUCUGUGAGGUGGUGGGGCGAGCCGUGAGGGUAGGGGGCUGGUGUCGGGCCGCUGACUGGGCCGCCAAGCACGUCGCUCAGUGCGCCACCCCCUGGGCUGUUAAACAUGGUGGUUGGAGCGCGGUCGUAGAGCGUGCGGGAGGGCCUCGUCGUGAUGAUGCUCUACUUGCUGGUGCGGCCAUAGCUGCUCUACUUGCCUUUCUAUUGUUCUGUCGCUCACGAUUACGACAAGCUUUACUCUGAUAUCGUUCAGGGUAAGCUGAUUCAAUCGCCUUCAGCUUUCAGUAGAUUCUGAUGAUAAUCAGAAGGAAAUAUUGAGUUUGGAAGAUGUGGCUCGAACAGUUCGGAUUGUCGACUGCUCAGUGUGACAUUAAUUUAUUGCUGAAAAUGCAAAUUUGCCUGCAUUACGUAUGCGUCAUUUACAUCUCCUAAUUAGUCUUUCUCUAGUCAGGGUGAAUACAAAAAUGUUGCUAUUAGUUCAUGUGAUGUUAUCACCAUAAGAAAGUUUUGAACACAAAUAAGAGUUUACAGAAUUCUUGUAUGUGUUAGAUUAAAUGUGAUUUUAAUAAAUAUAAAGUAUAAUAUGAAUAAGAGUAUUUAUAGUAAAGUUGUUAGCAUUUUAGCUUUUUUUGAAUUAGACACAUAUUAAUGUCGUUACGGGAGGUCUUCGCGCACUAUUUAAUAAUAAAAAAAAUACCUAUAAAUUUUAUUAUAUACUAUGUUUUAUUUUUAUAUAUAUUUCAUUCUCCGUUUGUGUGAGAAAAAAUUAGUAUUUUCAUAUGAAUAGGAUACGUGUGUAGACUAAAACGACUUGGUAUAUAAAAUAAUUGAAUAAUUACUUAAACAGACAUCACGUGGAACUUGACAUGUAUGUAAAGGACCAGCUCAAUAUUUGCUUCAAAAAACAAAAAAAAAAUGGCUGCUAGUGAAGUUGCGCUUACAAUAUACCAUUAAAAAAUAUGUCCAAUAUGUAUUGUUUUUUUAAAAAAAGUUAUUCUAAUAAAGAUCACAUUAUCGAUCACUCAAAAUACUCCAAAAUAAGUCUAAUUCUGUCCAGAAAAAUACAAUAGAAUGUGAACAUAAUAUAGGUAUUAAUUUAUUAUGAGAAUAUAAUUUAAUGUUUGACUUUUUCGAUGUUUCAAAUUUAGUUUACCACAUGUUUUUGUGUAAUAAAUAUUAUGAUACAA
Molecule: messenger RNA, 2158 nt
Organism: Danaus plexippus (monarch butterfly)
Lineage: Eukaryota; Metazoa; Arthropoda; Insecta; Lepidoptera; Nymphalidae
Exons: 5
Coding region: 495-1214 (239 amino acids)
Biological process (GO): regulation of apoptotic process
Source: RefSeq, a predicted model, not a curated record